AUGACUGUCACUUCCAAACCCUCAAGGUUGUUUCUUCCAGUCGCCGUCGGGUCUAGAGCUCUCCAACAUCGGGUAGUCCUUGCCCCACUCACCCGCUUCCGAGCGACCAAGAAGACGCACGUCCCAAUUAACCCGCUUGUGAAAACGUACUACUCCCAACGUUCCAGCACACCCGGAACGCUACUCAUCACAGAGGCUACCGUCAUCGCACCUCAGGCAGGAGGGUACGAUAAUGUGCCCGGAAUCUGGAGUCAAGAACAGGUUGCAGCGUGGAAAGAGAUAACAACUGCAGUUCACGCCAACGGAUCCUCCAUUUUUUUGCAACUUUGGGCCCUUGGACGCGCAGCCAACCCUUCGGUGCUCUCUGAUGACUCCCUCCCUUACGUCGCCCCCUCCCCUAUCCCUCUCUCCGACCGUCCCGCCGAAUCUCCCACGCCCCGCGCACUUACCACGUCCGAAAUAAAGGAAUUUAUUAACCUCUACGCUGUCGCCGCUAAGAACGCCGUGCACGAAGCAGGGUUCGACGGUGUCGAGAUUCACGGUGCCAAUGGGUACCUCAUCGAUCAGUUCUUACAAGACGUGAGUAAUCACCGAACGGACGAAUAUGGCGGGAGUGUCGAAGGACGGAGUCGGUUUGGUUUAGAGGUUGUAAAGGCUGUAGUCGAUGCCGUUGGUGCGGAGAGGACGGGUAUUCGGGUGAGCCCAUGGAGCAAAUUCCAAGAUAUGGGGAUGACGGACCCAAUACCCCAAUUCACGCACUUCGUCUCCUCAAUCAAAUCCGCCCACCUAGACCUCGCGUAUCUGCACGCCGUAGAAGGACUCGCGAGCACGGGCGCUGCGGACGGCUGGCACCUCACGGGGGAAUCAAUCGACUUCCUCCGUGAUAUUUGGGGACGGAAGCCUUUCAUCAGCGCCGGUGGAUACACGCGCGAGAGCGCAAUUGCGCGCGCUGACAAGGACGGUGAGGCGCUGGUAGCGUUUGGGAGGCAUUUUAUUUCGAAUCCUGACCUUCCAACACGCCUACGCAAGGAUAUUCCUCUGACCCACUAUAACCGGAAGACGUUCUAUAUACCUGGAGAUCAGCCUGGUGCUGAGGUUGGAUACGUUGAUUACCCAUUCGCUCAGGAUACACAAAAUGUGGAAUCUCAGGUUUGA
Laccaria bicolor S238N-H82 is the source of this 1155-nucleotide messenger RNA. RefSeq lists its product as uncharacterized. Bases 1 to 1155 code for a protein of 384 amino acids. Gene Ontology annotation, molecular function: NADPH dehydrogenase activity; FMN binding. The transcript has 4 exons. The record is from RefSeq and is a predicted model, not a curated record. Lineage: Eukaryota; Fungi; Basidiomycota; Agaricomycetes; Agaricales; Hydnangiaceae.